AUGGACGCUGCUGCGAUCAGGAAUGAUCUUGUUGGGUUAGCACAGCGUCGUGAAACGACGAACUUUCUGGAGGCGGUUCGGCGGAUCUUAUCGAAGCAUGGUCAGGACGUGGCGUUAUUGGACAGUUUGCAUAUCUUGCACAUUAGCGUGUGGUUGACUGAGACGGGAGACGUGUUAUGGAAGGAGUUACUGGCAGUGGGUUGUAAUCCCUUCGCGUGUGAUUUCAAUGGAGACACAUCUCUACACUACGCCAUUCGUUCUAUUAAUAUUAGGUAUAUACAGUUCCUUCAUGCCAAACUUGGGGACUCGGUACUUAACUGCGUAAACCAUCAACUAUGCAACCUUCUCAUUACCUGUUGUGCUGAAACCCCUGACGAACGCUCAUUCGACAUACUCAUGGCUCUCGAAUGGAUGUACCUGAAUGGCAUGCCUCUUGAGGCACAAGACUCACAGGGCAAAACCGCUCUCAUGUGGGCAGCCCAGAGGAACUCCCUCACUAUCUGCCACUGGCUACUCAGCAGGGGCGCCCAUCUCGCUCAUCGAGACCACAUGAACCGUACCGCGUUGCAUGUCGCCUGUUCGAACGGGAACUAUGACGUUGCCCUAUUUUUAUGUCAGAAGGGCGCGGUGAAUUUGGUGCAUGCGGAGAGUCAUGACGACAAGCGGAUUAAUACGCCAGUGAAAAUAGCGUGGCAGCGAGGACAUUUAUGGCUGGCGUUGAGUUUAUUGAGUUGGCGUUCAUGCUACGCUUUAACGGGACACUGUAGUUUCCUUACAAGUGCGUAUGCUUGGGUGGCAUUCGGAUUGUUAAUUUGGAAUUUGGUGUGUGGCGAGGCGACAUUUUGGCAGAUGUCACGAUAUGGUUGGGAAUCGCUAACAUUGGGGCGGUUGUGGAUGGGAUUUACUGUCUUGAUGGUGUUGACAACGGGUUGCUGGGUGAUUGCGGCGAAGAAAGAUCCGGGGUCAGUGCGUCCUCAGCAACAAGUAUUACCAUGCCAGACGAUCUACUGUUCAGACUCGGGGGAACGGGACUUGUCGUUGUUCGAGAAGACACCAACUGGGACAGUAGCCGGUGGGCGAUCAGCCACACAUCUACCUGUAGGUAUCGGGGGAUUGCAUAAACUCGAAGUUGCCUCCAAGAAAAUCGCACUUCAAAUCGCCGUCUUAAACAGGCAAAUACAUGGCGUCGUUCGUAAAGAAGUUAAGGCCAAAUUAGAAAGCAUGAUGCACGCUCUUGCACAGAUCGCUGAAGAUAUGAACCUACUACGACCCCGGGUCGCUCUCGAACGCAAAAACUGCGACCCGGCACCCUAUGUCGAACGCGUACUCGGCGGCCGCGGACCACUACCCAACGUUUGUCUCACCUGCCACGAUGUAAAAAAUAUACGCCAACACCACUGCAGCGAAUGCGGCGUCUGCGUACAACGAUUCGACCACCAUUGCGUCUGGGUUGACAAUUGUAUCGGACUCAAAAAUCAAAGGUCAUUCCUCUUCUUCCUCUAUUCCAUGGUCGCGUCUCUACUCUACUACUUCGCAGUCGCUGCCAUCUACAUACGAGCCUCCCUCACCAAACGCGAACCACUGGACAACGGUGCCACCGACUACUUCACUCGCAACCUCCUCGCACUUCUACUCUCCCCGUUGUUCUACUUGGUUUUGAUGAAUUGUGUAAGCAACAUUCUGUGGUUAUGUUUCAGCGGGUUCCUGUUGAUCAGGACUACACGGUCGAUGAUCACAGACGUAACUUUCUACGAGCUCAUAAAGCGGUCGAGUUACAUUGAACACCGCUUCGGUAAGGCGGCAGGCCCAAAUCGACGCAGGAGCGGCGCCUGUUGCACUGCUGAUGGCUACGGCUGGGACUUUGCGGACUGUACCUUGGAUCGCUGUGUGAUGAACUCUUUGUACUUCCUCGCGCAAAGCAAUGGUCGUGAUGAAGUCAAUUACAAACAAGACAUGGCCCUGUCGCCGCUCCUCGCGGCGAAAGACGAGGAAUUGCCUAUUGGCUACGACGCGCCUAUCGACUGGCGGUUCUCCAACAUGCCUCGGCGAGGCUCCGCUCCCAUCUACCCAGCCGCUUUUCAUGAGAUAUAA
Messenger RNA from Gregarina niphandrodes, 2091 nucleotides. Its product is annotated as putative DHHC zinc finger protein. The record is from RefSeq and is a predicted model, not a curated record. Bases 1 to 2091 code for a protein of 696 amino acids. NCBI's taxonomy places the organism in Eukaryota, Apicomplexa, Conoidasida, Eugregarinorida, Gregarinidae. Gene Ontology annotation, cellular component: Golgi membrane. Gene Ontology annotation, molecular function: palmitoyltransferase activity; protein binding. Gene Ontology annotation, biological process: protein palmitoylation. The transcript is spliced from 4 exons.